Molecule: messenger RNA, 2226 nt
Organism: Lachnellula hyalina
Lineage: Eukaryota; Fungi; Ascomycota; Leotiomycetes; Helotiales; Lachnaceae
Exons: 5
Coding region: 1-2226 (741 amino acids)
Source: RefSeq, a predicted model, not a curated record
AUGAGUGACGCCAAAAGAAAGAUCCUGGGUCUUUUCAGGACCCGUAGCUCUCCAGGCUCCUCAGACCGGACUUCCAAGGACUCCAAAGGUCGCGACAGAGACCGCAAGUCCCGACGCCCAUCUGCUACCCAAUCUCAGCGGAGCCGUCGACCGCGAUCUCAAGGCACACCUUCUUCGCCUGUCGCAAAACCAGCUGUGAGGGAGUCGGCUGCCAUUCAUGUCUCUACCUCUCCCCACCACCUCCCUGCGCUGACGGAAUGGCCGCCUGAGGGCUUCACAAGAGAUGGGAGUCUCACCCAGGGAAAGGCGAUGGAACUUAUUGCCUCUGGUACACCGGUUUUCAAAGGGUCGCGACGCCCGGUCCCCAACUUCCCCGAUGCAUAUCACCUGUAUGCGACUUUUGGGGGGAAUGCCGAAAGUGACAGUGCCAUACCUUUCAAUGCGGCCUUUACUGCUUGCUCAUUUCGGCCUCAAGAUCCAGGGCCUGUACAGCAUCCAUGGGAAACUCUGGAGCAGCCCAGCAUGGCGUUUUGCUACGGAACUCGGCCUGGUACAAUUACCUUGAAUCAUUGGGCGAGUACAUUUGGGAAGCCGAAUCUAGACAUAGAGCUUGCAGAGCCCGAUAUUAAACCAAGGGAGGUGGAGCUUUCGACCAUCUUGGAACGCUUGAUCUACCUAGAGGGAGGCUUUGAAGAGGACUACGAGGAUCUGAUGUACAAGAAUCUCUACAAGAACUUCCUCAGGGACCCCGAUAAAUCCCGCAAUCCACAUAGGGGCAUGGAACAGCAGAUAGCAGACCUUAUCGUCGUCUUGACUCGGAGACAAUGGAUCGACUUCAGCCUCCCGGGGAACCAGGUUGUAGCCAAGUUCUUCGCCAAUGCUACUUAUACCGAUAAUGGGGGAUAUAAGACAUUCUUCCAUCAACUACUCCUCAGCUUAGAGUUGGACUUUCGGAUUCACUCAAAACGCCAUGCUGAAUGGGCAAAGGAGAAACUCCUUUCUCAGCUGCCACCCUGCAUUGCUUGGGACUUAGCUCUCGCGAGGAAGUGGCGCGAAUGUAUGAGCAUUGAGAAGUUCAAAAUUGGCAGUGAUCCUGAACAGAUAAGAUUUCAUCUCAAGGCCAAGAAGUCGCAAGUCAAGGCCCUGAGGAGGUUCGCGAGAGCAAUGAAAUGGCCAAAUAUUGCCAAGGUCGACAAUGUUCUUAAAGAAAGGGACCCUGAUGCCAAAGCGUUGGAAGACCGAAGCUCGGAUGCAAUGUCCUACUUCACAGGAAUGAUUCUACCUGGAGGGACAACUCCUUGGCUAAUCAUGAAUACCCUGGUUGAUUGUGAUGAUGAUGUUGGGCCGAAUUCUCUGGCUGCUCUAACACAUAUACACCCAAACACUGGAUUCCAAUACAAAGGCACAACUUACUGGUCAAGUACAUCCAUAGUAGGCAAAGUUUUAGCCCCGGAAUGCCAAGAAAUCGGCGGCUGGGUGGGACCAGCAAGGCCCGCACCAGACCUGUCUCGCAUGCAAGUUGCACGAAUCCGGCAACGGCGUCCGAAACAAGUCCUCACUCCCAGCGACGUAGAGAGUAUGAUGGAACGGUCCGAUCCCCUCGGCCCUCCGUCAGAAAGCUAUCCCAUCUCUGAAUACCAGCUCCUCCAUCCAGAGGCCGAGGACUUCCUGAACACAGUUCGCAUCGAGAAACUCGCUCUCAAACCCGCGCCAUCCUCUUCCGAUACCCAGGUCAAAAUCCCAACCUAUGAUGCAGCCGUGCAAUUUGCGAUCGAUGGCCGUUCCUGGCCUCUACGCCUUUCAUACGACGUCUCCUUCAUUUCUGCAUGUCCCUGUUCGCGCGGCCCACACCCGCUGUUCUUCGACUACAUAUACAAAGCCGUGAAAGUGGAAGAGAUACUCACGAUUAAGCAUUGGGGAGAGCCAGAUGCGAAUGCGAGCAUUAGAGCUACCUCUAGCACGGGGGCGGCGACACCAUCUACAUCGGGGCUGGGGAAAGAGGCGCAAGAUGAAGAUAAUGAAAGUGAGAAGGUGUUAGUCGUAGAGGCGUUUGGCGUUAGUGAUAAUGAGGUGUUGGCGAGGGCUUGGUGCUCGCAUUGGGGUUUGAGUGCUGUUGUCGCUGAUAUUGAGAAGACUUGCAUGGCAUGUGCAAUUCGCGAAGCAUAUGCAGCAUGCGUCAACGUCGCCAUUCUCGUAGAUGGCGUUCGUGAAGAUGAAGACUUAUGA